Messenger RNA from Lactuca virosa, 646 nucleotides. NCBI's taxonomy places the organism in Eukaryota, Viridiplantae, Streptophyta, Magnoliopsida, Asterales, Asteraceae. The record is from the annotation of a GenBank genome assembly.
AUGGGCAUAGACUUGUUUCGGUAUCUCAUCUCACACAACUGGGGAGAGUAUUCUUCUUGGCUCGAUUCCUCAGUCACACCAUUUGCAGUUAGCUCUGGAAGUCGACGGCUCCCGCCGUCGACAUUUCUCUUGGCGCCGGUUCCUCCCACCUCUCCCACCUCUGACCUCCGUAUCGUUGCCUCGAUCCAGCGCCACCGCCGUCCUACUCACUUCCGCCACUAUUUCACUGCAGCGCCGUCGAUUUCCUCCAAAUUCCGUUUCCUCCGCCGACGCUUUCACUGCACCAUCAAAAGAGAAAGUCAGCCUGAUGUAUUAAGAUACUUUGAAGCUCAAUUGGAAUAAAUGAUUCAUGAAAUUAAUACUGUGGCUCUCAAUGAACACAUAUUAGUGAUAACAAAUCAGCCCCUUAACAUCACUAAUAGUUCCAUUAGGUAGUGAUAUAUUGCGACUUGUGAGGCACAAACCAUGAAGCCUGGUUUAACGAUCUCUGACCAAAAAAUGUUAAAUAUGGUCCAUUUAUUUGGCAUAUUUUGUGCAGGGGAAAAUGGAAGCCUAUGGAGCAAUUGUUAGUCAGUAAAUCAUGAGAUUAUUACUUUUAUUUAUUUUUAUUUAUUUAUUUUACAUUAUGCCAUCUUAGAAAUCCAUC